Messenger RNA from Daldinia childiae, 1365 nucleotides. RefSeq lists its product as uncharacterized. The record is from RefSeq and is a predicted model, not a curated record. Bases 1 to 1365 code for a protein of 454 amino acids. The transcript has 4 exons. Lineage: Eukaryota; Fungi; Ascomycota; Sordariomycetes; Xylariales; Hypoxylaceae. Gene Ontology annotation, cellular component: Golgi apparatus; TRAPP complex.
AUGGAUCAGCCAGUGCAAAGGAAUUCCUCCACGGGACAUACGAGGAAUAAAUCAGGCGCGAGGCCUUCUCGGCCUAGAUCAUCAACUAAGGGGCCGCUCGAUUCGGAUGAACAUCCUGUAGCGUCUCCCAUACUGUCUCAAGCCAGUCGUUUCAGUAACAGCCAACAGGCUAGUCCGCGAAGCCUCUCCCGGGGAUUUUCUCCGGCAUCUAGAUCUCCGGCUCCGUCUAUCGCGCCAGUGACAUCCAAGGACUUCUCAUUCCUUCUAAGACCCGAGAUCUACCACCAACUCUCACCCUUAUCCAUCCCAGCUCCCUUCCGCCAUCCUUCUAGACAGCCCGCGCCAGAAACACCUAUCCCAGAGCUCCUUAACAAUGGGCACUUCCGCGCGGCCGCCAUAGCUGCGGUUCAAGCACUAACAAGUAGCCCUGUCUCCGUUGUCGCUGCAGCCGCGCAUCCACCCGUUAACCCCACCGACCACGCGCGCAUCUUCGAGCUGCUGUACACACGGUUGGCGUGUCUGUGCCUUAUCGACGCCACGUCGUUCGCCGCCCAGGAGUCCAAGGCCCUCGAGGACCUUAACUCGGCCUUCUACCUGGAUCCCCUGUCCGGCGCGCACCUAGUGCCCUGGGAGCUGCGUAUCCUCGGCGUGCGCCUGCAAGCCAUUGGUUUUGGCGAUCCCCGACGCGCUGUCAUGAGCUACUAUGAAUUAGCAAGGGAGGCACGUACGCAGAUUACCAAGGCGGGAAAGGCGCAUGAUCAUUCCGCUUCCGAGCUUUGGAAGCAUCGGCUUGCGGAGCUUGGGGUUAAGGUUGCGGGCGUGUUGAUUGAGAUGGAUGAUCUGGCGGGUGCGGUGGAGCACCUUGCUACGCUGGGCGAUGGAAACCAGCACUUUAAGGCUGGUGGUGAUGGGCGGCUGGCUAUGAGCCAGGCUUUAUUGUGGUUACACCUGGGUGAUGUUGAAGCAGCGCGGCGAUGUGUAAGAGACGGCAAGGGUGGGGAGAUGGGAGAGCGUGUUUUGGAUGCGCUAGCUGACAUGGCGGACGGUGAGUAUAAGGUCGCGCUAGAGAAGUGGCAAGUAUUGAAGGGAACGAUGGAGGAGAACGACGUACAUGACGAGAUGGUCGGGGUUAAUCUCGCUGUGUGCCAGCUUUAUACAGGAAACAUGACUGAGGCAAGGGAUACACUAGAAGGUCUUGUGGAUGCGGGUUCGACAUCUCACACAUUGCUAUUCAAUCUGACUACGGUGUACGAGCUCUGUACCGACAGACAUAAGAACCUUAAGCUCAGACUCGCAGAGCGGGUGGCUUCGAAGCAGCCUACACCGCUAGGAUGGGAGAAGACGAAUGCGGAUUUUAAGCUAUAG